Molossus molossus (Pallas's mastiff bat) is the source of this 1083-nucleotide messenger RNA. It is a transcript of the gene WNT2, whose product is annotated as Wnt family member 2. NCBI's taxonomy places the organism in Eukaryota, Metazoa, Chordata, Mammalia, Chiroptera, Molossidae. The transcript has 5 exons. Gene Ontology annotation, biological process: multicellular organism development; cell fate commitment; canonical Wnt signaling pathway. Bases 1 to 1083 code for a protein of 360 amino acids. Gene Ontology annotation, cellular component: extracellular region. Gene Ontology annotation, molecular function: cytokine activity; frizzled binding. The record is from RefSeq and is a predicted model, not a curated record.
AUGAACGCCCCUCUCGGUGGAAUCUGGCUCUGGCUCCCUCUGCUCUUGACCUGGCUCAGGCCUGAGGUCAGCUCUUCAUGGUGGUACAUGAGAGCUACAGGUGGCUCUGCCCGGGUAAUGUGUGACAAUGUGCCAGGUCUGGUGAGCCGCCAGCGGCAGCUGUGCCACCGACACCCAGAAGUGAUGCGUGCCAUUGGCAUGGGCGUGGCAGAGUGGACAACUGAGUGCCAGUACCAAUUCCGCCAGCACCGCUGGAACUGCAACACCCUAGACAGGGACCACAGCCUCUUUGGCAGGGUUCUGCUUCGAAGUAGUCGGGAAUCUGCCUUUGUUUACGCCAUCUCCUCAGCUGGAGUUGUAUUUGCCAUCACCAGGGCCUGUAGCCAAGGAGAAUUAAAAUCCUGCUCCUGUGAUCCAAAGAAGAAGGGAAGCGCCAAAGACAGCAAGGGAACCUUCGACUGGGGUGGCUGCAGUGAUAACAUUGACUAUGGGAUCAAAUUUGCCCGAGCAUUUGUGGAUGCCAAGGAAAGGAAAGGAAAGGAUGCCAGAGCCCUGAUGAAUCUGCACAACAACAGAGCCGGCAGGAAGGCUGUGAAGCGGUUCUUGAAACAAGAAUGCAAGUGUCACGGAGUGAGUGGCUCGUGUACGCUGAGGACAUGCUGGCUGGCCAUGGCUGACUUCAGAAAAACAGGCGAUUAUCUGUGGAGGAAGUACAAUGGGGCCAUCCAGGUCGUCAUGAACCAAGAUGGCACUGGUUUCACUGUGGCUAACAAGAGGUUUAAGAAGCCAACGAAAAAUGACCUCGUAUACUUUGAGAAUUCUCCAGACUACUGUAUCAGGGACCGAGAUGCAGGCUCCCUGGGUACAGCUGGCCGAGUGUGCAACCUGACCUCUCGAGGCAUGGACAGCUGUGAAGUCAUGUGUUGUGGAAGAGGCUAUGACACCUCCCGCAUCACGCGGAUGACCAAGUGUGAGUGUAAGUUCCACUGGUGCUGUGCAGUGCGUUGUCAGGAUUGCCUGGAGGCCCUGGAUGUGCACACGUGCAAGGCCCCUAAGAGCGUCGACUGGGCGGCUCCCACAUGA